Cyprinodon tularosa is the source of this 2715-nucleotide messenger RNA. Its product is annotated as gastrula zinc finger protein xLCGF3.1-like. Bases 27 to 968 code for a protein of 313 amino acids. The record is from RefSeq and is a predicted model, not a curated record. NCBI's taxonomy places the organism in Eukaryota, Metazoa, Chordata, Actinopteri, Cyprinodontiformes, Cyprinodontidae. The transcript has a single exon.
GAAAGGAGACACUAAAGAAACAUACAAUGAUCCACACUGCAGAAAAAACUUUUAUUUGUAACAUUUGUGGGAGAGGAUUUUCCCUACUGAAAGGUCUAAAGACCCACAUGUGUGUUCACACCGGGGAGAAACCAUUUGUCUGUAGCGUUUGCAGCAAAGGUUUUGCGUUACAAGAAAAUCUAAAGCGACAUAUGUGCUCUCACACUGGAGAGAAACCCUUUAUUUGUAGCGUUUGCAGUAAAGGGUUUUCAUUACGACAAAAUCUUAAGAUUCACAUGCAUGUUCACUCAGGAGAGAAACCAUUCAUUUGCAGUUUUUGUAGUAAAGGAUUUUACCGACAUGGAGAUCUAAAGAGACACAUGAGCGUCCAUACGGGAGAGAAGGCAUUUAUUUGCAGUGUUUGCAGCAAAGGAUUUUCCCAACAGAUUCAUUUAAAAAAUCACAUGCGCGUUCACACAGGAGAGACACCGUUUGUCUGUGGUAUUUGUAGUAAAGGAUUCUCACUACAAGAGAAUCUUAAGAGACACAUGCAUGUUCACACAGGAGAGAGACAGUUCAUCUGUGAUAUCUGCAGUAAAGGGUUCUCACAACAAGGGACCUUAAAGAGACACAUGAGUGUUCACACUGGAGAAAAACAGUUUGUUUGCAGUGUUUGUGGAAAAGGUUUUUCGAAGCUAAAUUAUAUGAGAAGCCACAUGGAGGUACACACCGCGCCAUUUAGCUGUGCUGACUGUGGUAAACGUUUUGUGAACGAACUCCUGUUAGAGCGACAUAUGAAAGUCCACACACUAGAGAGGCCGUUCGGUUGUGAUGUCUGCAAAAGCAGAUUUAAUCAAAAGUGUCAACUUCAAAAUCACAUGAGAGUCCAUUCAGGAGAGAAACCGUUUGUUUGCCCUGUGUGCAGUAAAGGAUUUUCACAGCAUGGUAAUCUAAAGAGACACAUGAGUGUUCACGAGGGCUGCAAAUAACGACUAUUAUGAUUAUCUUAACAUUUAAGAGUUCCAAUUAGUCAAAAACUUGUAUAAUUUGAUAGGUAAUAUUUGCGUACCUCUUUAAGCCCCUAUUUCAUCAAUGAAAUUUCCACUUUCUUUCCUCUUGGAUUGCAUACUAACAGUCGAAAUGUUAGUAAAUGCAUCAUUGCUUUAAAUGCAUCAGGCUUUAGAUUUUCCUAGUUUUGAGGAGUGACGAGGAAGUCAAUACAACACGAUUGCAGCUAUUUUACUCCACUGAACCACAUACAUGUACAGAAUAUAACAUUCCGCUUACAUGUAUGAGAUUUGGGGAAAAUGGCAUGCCAGUUUCAAAAGUGGCUGAGAUAAGAAGAGACGGAGCAGACUGAACUUCGUAAGGAAGCGUAGGUCCUUCAUUGUUCAUAUCUAAAUAAUUGACAAAAAUUCACUUGCCCUUAUUACAAAUAGCCUGAAAUCAGAUUAGACUUUUGAGUUGUUUUUUUUCCUCCACUGAUUAAGAUUCAAACUUGCAAAUGUUUGAACAAAAUCAAGUCUUUACAAUAUUUCUUUAACACCGGAUAAGGGAGUGGUUGGUUCAUUGUGUUUAGACUGACAAAUGAAUUCAGACACAGGUACAAUAUACCAGGUCACCUCUGCAGGUGAUCUGAGGAAAACCUUACUUAAGCUGUAGGUUGGACACCUUUGAGAUUGUUUUCAGUUCAAAUUGUUAUAACUCAAAGUCUUAACAUGCUUGAAAUCCCAAUUAGUUUCAUGAGUAAACUACCUAUAUAACACCAGUUAGGCUUCAUCAUAUGUCCAGUGAUGUUCCAGAUACUUGCACUAAAAGUUUAUCUGAAAAGGGAACUCUUAAAGUAAAAGUCCCAUUAGAAAAAAACUAUGUUCUGUGUUCUAGGCAUAUAUCCAAUAGAAUUUAAACAAUUGCGGAAGACAACUACAUUGAUAGACUACGGACUUCUUGAAGCCAGAAGAUCUGUUGCACUAUGCUGGAGGAGCAUGGAAGCCCCCUCCAUGGGACUCUGGAGGAAAGAAGAGCAAGCUCAAUCAGACUGGAAAAACUAACAUACAUUCUCCCAAUGAGUUUGUCGUUAUUGUGUCAUUAUUUUGGGAUGAUUGAUGAGCUACAAUCACAAGAGAUACUGAAAAAUUGGUCAGUUUUAGUUUGGUUUGAACAUGUGAAAUUCAGUUAUUUUUUAUUAGUAAUCUACAUCAUAUCAGAGGAAGUCCUUAUAUGAUUUCAAUUACUUUUGAAAUAAUACUUUAAAUAAUUAAAUUGUGUGAUUUAUAAUCCAUAAUUAAUGCAUAAAUGUUAGAUUGUUUUGCAGCUAAUAUGGCAGUUCUGUCAAUUUCAAGUAUAUGAUUUAGAAAUAAGGGGCUGUGCUUUAAAACCCCAUAUAAUUUUUUCCCAUCAUUUCAACAAAACUGGACCUUAACUCGAACUUAAACUAAGGGAAGCAUGACUCCGAAUUGUUUCAUUUAAACAUUUUUUUUAAAUUAACCAUAAAGGAUCAUACAAUAACUUGCCUUGCUGUUAUUCAGACAAGACCUUUUUCUGAAAAAUCAGCUGUUGUAAUCAGUUUUCUAUUUCAUGGAAUUUCAUGAAAGCUGACUCUGUACCAUAUUAGAUUCUAUAUGUUUAUUAUUUAUAUUAUUUAUUCAUGUGUUUACUUAUAUGCUUUUAUUGCCUGAAUGCUUUGUGACUGAAAUACCUGAAUUGUCCCACUGUGAAACAAUAAAAUAUAUUUUU